Molecule: messenger RNA, 225 nt
Organism: Lasiosphaeria miniovina
Lineage: Eukaryota; Fungi; Ascomycota; Sordariomycetes; Sordariales; Lasiosphaeriaceae
Exons: 1
Source: RefSeq, a predicted model, not a curated record
GUCUACGUCGGCGCCUGGUCCGACUGGACCAAGGGUCGCAUCAUGGGCGCCGUAAUUACCGUUCCCUCUUGGGCCGGUGGCUUGGUGGUUGCCCUGCUUGCAGUUUUCAUCCACGCGGCCAGCAUACAUCUUUGGCAUCUCGUCCGCUUCGCUCUGCACCAAAUCCUCACGACAGACAAGGGCAUCCACCCGAUCGGGCGGCAGGUGCAGGCACUCCUUCGCAAC